GUGAUUGGUAUUACCCUCAUUCAUGUUUUUACUUCCAUUCUUCUUCUUUGUUGUCAUUUAUGCCCUCGGUUCAGUUUGUUGUUUUUUGUUUUCGCCGGCAUACGGAAGUUAAAUAUUGGCCGAUAUUCCUCACGAUUAUUGAUCUGUUGAAAUGUAUUCUUUACUACAUAGGAAAGAAAAUGCCCAUGAUGACAGCAUUUGGACGGUUGCUUGGGGUAAAGUGACCAGGAAGGAGCAGGAAAAGGAGAAUGGUGAAAAUCAUGACGAAAACUCCAGAGACUCCAUUCAUCGUGAUCCUCCUGGUGAAUUCAUUGUGACUGGGAGCGUUGAUGAUUUAGUGAAGGUAUGGAGAUUUCACAAUGAUCGCUUAGAACUGGAACACAGAUUGGAAGGGCAUGCCCUUGGAGUAGUAUCUGUAGCCAUUAGCUCUGAUGGGAAUAUGUGUGCAUCAACAUCAUUAGAUUCAACUUUGCGUCUUUGGGAUCUUGUCUCUGGUGAAAAAAUUGGUUCCAUGGAUGUUGGAUCUGUAGAUAUUUGGACCUGCGCCUUCUCUCCCGAUGACAAGUUUGUUAUUUCUGGAAACCAUGCUGGUAAAAUUAAUAUGUAUGGUGUUGAGUCAAAAAAACAAGAACAGGUUCUAGACACAAGAGGAAAGUUUGCACUGAGCAUUGCUUAUAGCCCUGAUGGCAAGUAUAUUGCUAGUGGUGCUAUUGAUGGUAUGAUUGAUAUUUUUGAUGUUGCGUCGGGGAAGUUGGUGCAUGCCUUGGAAGGUCAUGCUAUGCCUAUUCGGUCACUCUGUUUCUCACCAGACUCUCAACUCCUAUUAACUGCUUCUGAUGAUGGUCAUAUGAAAUUGUAUGAUGUGCAACAUGCCAAUGCUGUCGGCACACUCUCUGGACAUGCUUCAUGGGUACUCAGUGUUGCCUUUAGCCAGGAUAAGAAUCACUUUGUAUCAAGUUCCUCUGAUAACACAGUAAAGGUGUGGGAAUUGAAAGAGCGCCAGUGCAUAAGCACACUCUCUGUUCAUACUGAUCAGGUUUGGGGUGUGAAAUACAAUCCUGAAGGAAACAAAAUUGUUUCUUGCUCUGCAGACAAGUCUAUAAACAUCUAUGACUGCCCUACAUAGUAAUGUUUUAAGGGGAAAAUAAUUCAAACCUGUGAUUUAAUUUGUUUUAAUUUUCCUACCUGUUGUGUAUGACUGUAUGCACAAUUUCAAAAUUUGUUAGAUCAAUUCUCAGCUUUUUUUUUUUGUUAUUGCCUGCAGAUGGAAAAAAAAUGGUAUCUGCAAAGACUCUGACCUCUCCCUAUUUAUUGUAUAUAAUGCUGUAUAAUGAUACAUCGGGAAAUAAAUCAGAAAAAUUUUA
This is a messenger RNA of Thrips palmi, 1364 nucleotides long. Its product is annotated as WD repeat-containing protein 61. Gene Ontology annotation, molecular function: protein binding. The transcript has 7 exons. Lineage: Eukaryota; Metazoa; Arthropoda; Insecta; Thysanoptera; Thripidae. Gene Ontology annotation, cellular component: Cdc73/Paf1 complex. The record is from RefSeq and is a predicted model, not a curated record. Bases 152 to 1126 code for a protein of 324 amino acids.